Molecule: messenger RNA, 1415 nt
Organism: Protobothrops mucrosquamatus (brown spotted pit viper)
Lineage: Eukaryota; Metazoa; Chordata; Lepidosauria; Squamata; Viperidae
Product: acyl-coenzyme A thioesterase 1
Exons: 3
Coding region: 12-1388 (458 amino acids)
Biological process (GO): fatty acid metabolic process; acyl-CoA metabolic process
Molecular function (GO): fatty acyl-CoA hydrolase activity
Source: RefSeq, a predicted model, not a curated record
GGAAGCCCAUCAUGUGGCAAAGAGUCAUGGGCAGAGCAUGGGGCUUCCGCCUGGUAUUCUUGCGCGGGCCUGGCCACCCUUUGAAGAGGAUCUUUCCGAAAAACUACGGCCGAAGAGGACUGGUAACGAUGUCAGUCACUCCUGCUGUAGGCUUGGCAGAUCAGCCCGCGAAAAUGACGAUCGAAGGACUGGCGCCUUUGCAGGGAGUGACGCUCCGGGCGCUAGUAGUGAACGGGCAGGGCAGCCUCUUCGACGCCUGCGCACAUUACCAAGCGGACCAGCACGGAGGAAUAGACCUGUCCAAAGAUGUUUCUAAGGGAGGGGACUAUGUCGGACUUGAGCCCAUGGGGCUGUUUUGGAGCCUCUCCCCCGCUACCAUAGAGAAGCCUUACCAAAGGCUGGAGCCCGAGGACGUGGAGAGUCCCGUGAAAGUGCAGAUCACGGUACAUCAGGAAUAUAGUCAGCCUGGGACCAUCCCGGGACAGGUGCUUGCUCAAACGAGCGUGGAAAGGUGGUUCACUCUUCCUGGCGUGAGAAGGAUUAGGUUGAAAGAAGGUGCGAUCAGAGGCAGCUUGUUCCUUCCGCCAGGGAACGGCCCAUUUCCAGGUGUGAUAGACAUGUUUGGUGAUGAAGGUGGGUUAAUCGAAUUCCGAUCCAGCCUUCUGGCAACCCAUGGCUUUGCAGCUCUUUCCUUGCCAUAUUUUAAUUUUGAGGAUCUCCCAAAAGUCAUGGAUGAUUUCCAUCUUGAAUAUUUUGAAGAGGCAGCCAGGUUUUUGCUGCGCCAUCCGAAGGUUAAAAAACCAGGAAUUGGUGUUAUUGGAACUGGGAAAGGAGGAGAACUGGCUUUGUCAAUGACGACCUUCCUUCCAGAAGUGGUGGCUGCUGUCUGCAUUUCUGGCUGCAGCUCCAUCACUGCCACUGCCCUUCAUUAUGGAAAACAGACCCUGCCUGGGCUUUGCUUUAAUAUGAGCAGGAUCAAAAUUUUGGACAAUGGAAUAUUUGAUAUUUACGAAGCUUUGGAUGACCCAAGGAAUCCAGCCAAUUCACAGUCCCGGAUCCCCAUUGAAAAGGCAGAAGGACAUUUCCUUUUUGUGGUCGGAGAGGAUGAUCACAAUUGGAAGAGCUCCUUGUAUGCUGAAAUAGCUACUACGUGCCUACACCAGCAUAAGAAGGCCAAUUUUAAACUCUUGAGUUACCCUGGAACAGGCCAUCGAAUUAAUCCAUCUUUUUUUCCUGUUUGCCUGGUAGCUUUAGACCGUGUUCUAGGGGUGCCUAUUCUGAGCGGUGGAGAGAACAAAGCUCACGCUUAUGCCCAGGAAGAUUCUUGGGGGAAGAUUCUUGAGUUCCUGAAUUUGCACUUGAGAUCAGACGAGCAGGCAGAUGGUUGAAUACUGAAACAAAUUGAGAAAAAAAGU